Cherax quadricarinatus is the source of this 2262-nucleotide messenger RNA. RefSeq lists its product as uncharacterized. NCBI's taxonomy places the organism in Eukaryota, Metazoa, Arthropoda, Malacostraca, Decapoda, Parastacidae. The record is from RefSeq and is a predicted model, not a curated record.
CGGCAGCAGUGAGAAAGGAAGGGUAUACACGCUGGUUCCUGCGCCCGGGCUGCCUGGCUCUCUGGUGAUAGAAGACGGUACCCUGAUACACAAGAAACUUCUAGGGCUGUCCACUCGGUGAGGUUAUGUAAGCUUCGGUGUCCUGAAGGAGACAAUCUUUGAAUUCUGUGUUGUUUAUUAUCUCUAGAUAACACUCCAGCGGCCCACACUGUCUUUAAUACCAUCCUUGUUCAUAUUUUUGUACCAAAGACGACGUUCUUUGAGGUACAGGACACCCAAGUGUACCCUCAAACAAUCUUCGGGGUACGGGCCACACUCUUGUACCACGAGAUCCUUCGGUGUGGAGGCCACACUACUGUUUUCCAGAAGAUAUUCGAUGUAAGGGGCCACGCCACUUUACCUCUUCGAGGAUAUUAACGAGAGAUCGACAGAAGCAAUGAGAUGAUUUCCGAGUCUGAGAGAGUUGACGUCGCUCCUGCGUCACGGAGGGUGAAACGUCUUUGCAUCACACACUGGUCAUACCUUGGUUACCACCGAGAGUGAAGAGGAGGGAGCACCAUCAGGUAUUAACGAUCAAGAGAAGAUGAGAGUACCUGCUAAUUAUCCUGGAGGUCAGGGAAACUUCUACUGACGGUAUACUGAAGUUCUUAUGUGGAAGUUCAAGUGAGGCCAACACAAGAAGACCCCUGCUAACAACACUGAAGUUCUCAGGUGGAAAACUCAAGAAUAACGAACACUAAAUCUUUCAUAUCACCAUACAGACCUGGUGAAGAUGCUGGUGCACUACUAACCAGAGACUGAUCCACUGACCAGCUAUGGGUUUCAAAAGACUAACGCCCGUGGUGAGAGUGGGCGGCCGUGGGUGGCUGCGUCUGGACGCCCGUCAUGCCGCCCUCACCGCCGCCCUCUAUUCUAUCUGUGCGUCACUGGUGGUGUCACUGCUGUACGUCUGGAGGCUGGUGGUGAACGCUAGACAUCCCCAGCAUCUUCAAGACGUCUACUACGGUGUUCAGAUUUCGUACCUGUCUACUGUGUGUACACACAUCACACUAGUUAUACUGAGCACCUUCCUCAUCGUCGGGAUAUGCAAGGAGCGGUGUGGGCUGGUCACACCCUGGGUGGUGGCUAGUAUCACCUUCAUGGCACUCGAGGCCGUCUGCUGCAUGUACUCUAACGUACUCAGGGACCACAUUAACAAGAGAUUCGACACUAUAUGCAAAGCUGAAAUGGCAUUUUUGGUCGCAAGACUCUUUUUAAAUAUCCUUGCCCUGUGGGGAGUCAUGAGGUUCUACAGAAACAUUCGCUCCGGCCUCACCUACAAGGACCCAGAGGCCAUAGAACUAUAGAAUCAUGACGUGUGUUACUUGGAGGGCAAAACCUUCCAUGGUGUUCUUCGGAAAGCAGCUUCGUUCAGGCCGUGUCUUGGAGGGAAAAUCUCCUCAAUGCCGUCUCUUAGAGGACAAAUUCGUUGGUGCUCUUCCUUGGUGGACUAAUUUCUUGGGGUCACUUUUUGGGGGUACGCACCUCGCUGCGAUUCCUUUGAAAACAAAACUCUUGAAACUGUUUCUGGAUCAGCUUCUUACAAAAAAAGGAAGUCGUGGCUUAGAGAGGAAGAGAGGCGAGGUCUCAUACUCUCUCUCUCUCUCUCUCUCUCUCUCAGUAUGCAUUGUAUUGUUUUCUGAUCAUGAAAUGUUAAUAUAUUGGUGAAUAAAAUUGUAAUAAUCAAAAAACUCACCUCGAGAAUAAAAAAGGCAAUGUCCUAGAGUGCAGGACUUACGUUUAUAACUUUAGCUUCAGGCCAAUGGCUACUAUGGCGCCAAACCAAUGGAUGUUAGGGUGGCGCCAGACCAUUAGAUGUUACGAUGGUGCCAGACUAAUGGAUGUUUAGAGAAGUAUUCUCAAAAGGAAAUUUUUGCAUGUGACAUAAUGCUGAAAAACAUUACUUGUAAACACAACGUCAGGGAUCUUAUUGUCUCUCUUGACAUCAGAAAAUGAUAAAUCAUUACUACCGAGAUACAUACAUGUAUUACGUCCAAAAUAAACUCGAAUAUUUGUAUGUGUGUGUGUGUAUUUGUGAGUGUGGCUUCAUGUAUAUGGAACAAGUUGCACGUAUAUGUCAUUAAAAAGCUUCAGCAGUGAGAGCUAAAGCUAUUUAUGAACGCUACACUGACAUCGCAAUUUAAAAGACUCGUCAUAAAGUAAGUAUGAGUAACGUUGGUUUCUCCGAUGUAUAAAUUCAAAUUUGUCCUAUAGUUUAUAAAA